Molecule: messenger RNA, 3361 nt
Organism: Stegostoma tigrinum
Lineage: Eukaryota; Metazoa; Chordata; Chondrichthyes; Orectolobiformes; Stegostomatidae
Gene: tox2
Product: TOX high mobility group box family member 2
Exons: 9
Coding region: 746-2335 (529 amino acids)
Biological process (GO): regulation of transcription by RNA polymerase II
Cellular component (GO): nucleus
Molecular function (GO): chromatin DNA binding
Source: RefSeq, a predicted model, not a curated record
GUCCCAGCGAGCACUCAAGUCUUUCUCUUCUCUCUCUCUCUCUCUCUCUGCUCCUGGUUGUGUCUUGUAACUGGGCUUGGAAAGGCCGGUUUAGGAGCUGAACUUAGGGAUGUGCUGAAGGGUUUAGCCCGGCCGCGUACCCCUGCGUUAGAAUCGCACUCCCGUGUGUUUGUGCUGCCUUUGGGGUGGGGGGUGGUGGUCAGCCAUCGGAUCAGCGUCUCUCAUCUUGGGAGCAGUCUCACAGGAGAUCCCCCCCACCCCACUCCAUGUCCCUUGUAGUAUCAGCAGAGGUCGCUUGGCUUUGAAUGUGGAGAGAGAAGCGGCACAGAGCGAAACAUUCCCAGGCAUGGUGAGGACGAGGGGAGUGUGGGGGAGAUAGAGCCUGAGAGACAAAGGAAACGAGCAGGACCAAACCUCAGCAUUGAGCUGCAACAAAGUGCUGGCUUAGCCUCUGUGCUGCCUGAGAGUUUUCUGCGCGACUUUGCUGAGUUGCUCAAUGCAAUUCUGUUCAAAGUCUCUGUCUGCAUCGGGGACUCGCAUGAAGGCUGAACUAUCGCAGACCACAAAACGGAUGUGAGGCAAGGAUGAACUGAAUCUUACCCAGUUCUCUUUCUUUUGUUCCAUCCGACAAUAAGCGGCUGAGAGAGGGAGAGAGAGAGAGAGAGACCCAGCGAGCAAGAGGGAGAAAGACUAAUCAUUGAAGAGAAACAUCUGCUUCCAUGGUGUUGGUGAUCUAGUCAGUGAGAUGAAUGUGAGAUUUUAUCCCACAGCCCCAGCAGCAGUAGGUACUCUGCCCACUGACCCAGCCUGCCUGGCAUCGGCAUCCUGCCUGGAACAUUAUUACUGCAACAAGUUUGAUGGGGACAAUAUGUACAUGAGUCUGACAGAUGCCAACCAGGAUUACCUUCCUGCCAAUCAAUCCUUUGCUGGCCAGGGACUUGGUGAUGAAGACUAUGAGAUUCCUCCAAUUACUCCUCCAAACCUCGGAGACCCAUCCUUUCUUCACCUGAUGGAUCCUCAUGCGAGUUACCAUUCGCUGUGCCAUUCAGUCCCUCCCAAUGGGCUGCUUCCUCAGUACCCUUACCAGAGCAUGGACCUUCCAGCAAUCAUGGUGUCCAACAUGCUGGGCCAGGAUGGCCACCCGCUGUCAAACCAACUACCUAUGAUGCAUGGAAUGGGUCAUCCAGAGGGUCCCCAAUACGAUUCAGGACCUCAACACCCAUUGGUCAGUCGGUCAGGGAUCAUGCCGCCCAGUCACAUGUCUGCCAUUAGCCAUUCCCAACUGAAUGCACAGGUCAGUCUGAAUGUAGCUAGGAGCGUUCUGACUCACGGCUCUCCCUCGCCCCCUGGAAGCAAGUCUGCCACCCCCUCGCCCUCAAGCUCAACACAUGAAGAGGAGUCUGACCAUCUGUCCAAGAUUACCGGAGAGAAGAGACCAUCGGUGGACAUUGGGAAGAAGGUGAAGACACAAAAAAAGAAGAAGAAGAAGGACCCAAAUGAGCCACAGAAACCGGUCUCUGCCUAUGCUCUCUUCUUCCGAGACACACAAGCUGCAAUUAAAGGACAAAAUCCCAAUGCAACUUUCGGAGAUGUUUCUAAAAUUGUCGCCUCCAUGUGGGAUGGUCUUGGAGAGGAGCAGAAACAGGCAUACAAGAGAAAAACUGAGGCUGCAAAAAAGGAAUAUUUGAAAGCACUUGCGGCCUACAGAGCCAGUUUAGUAUCCAAGAGCUACACUGACCAAGUGGAAACAAAGAACAGCCAGACAUCUCAGCAAUCGCACAUGAUUCCCCCGAAGCAGCCUCCCUAUAACCUACCCUCGCACACCUCCGCACCUUACAUUGGACCAAAUUCCUUCCUCCCUCAGCCAGAGCUACAAACCUACUCGGGCCCCUCCCACCACGGCCUCUCACGGACCCUCAGCUCCAAGACGGUCAUGUCACAGAUGCCCCUGAGUGGCUCUCCCCCUCCAUCGCUGCAGAUCAGCCCUCCCCUACACCAACAGCUCUCUCUGCAGCACCAUCGCCACCGAGGGCCGCAGCAACAGGCCAAUGUCCUCAACCAGCCCAUCUCCAUGCAGUCAGUGCAGAACCAGCGAAUCAUCUCUCAUCAGGUACCAUUACAAGCCCCAUCACAGCUUCACUCUCCAGCAGGCCAGCAGGGAUAUGCCCACAUGCAGCCGGAAUUCCAGAACACAGUCAGCGCCCAGUCUCCUGGUCCUAGUGUUUCAAACCCACCUGUACAGAGCACCGAGUGGGAGAAUGAAUUCUGCAACAAUGACUGUGUCAUCAGCCACUGCAGCAUGUUACCAAGGGACAAGCCACUCUACCUCACCUGAACCCACAAGACCUCCUUCUGUACUUGGACUUUACCAAGGGAGUUGCCAGCCCGAAAGAUGCCCCUCCAAAACCACCCACAUUGGUAACAGUGAGGACAUUAGCUGAGCCAAUCGCCAAGCAUUUGGAAUCAUAGAUACGAAGACUGGACUGUGAGCUCCCCCACGUUAUCAUCCAAAUCUAACCCUCUUUCUUCCCAAAAAAAAAUUUAAAAGUAAAAUAAAGGGGGGAAUUUAACUAAUUCCUAUGAAGGAAAUUUUUUUUUGCUUGCCCCAAGCCUGGCCUGCUACUGUAGUAAAACUGCUUUCGUGGUUAAUGCAGGAUCCUUGGCCAAAUGCUCGUGGACAUUGUCAUAAGAAUUGAAAUGACUCUGCAGGCAGACAGACUGAGUACACAGUCCACACUGGUCUUUCCACCAAGUGGAUCCCUAAAUACCAUCACGAUGCCUUUUCUGACCACCAGAGUCCUGUUAAAUUGAAAUGCUGGGGGCGUAAAAUAUUAAAUGUGAAGCAGUCUGUUUAAUAAAGCGUAUAUUUAGAAUAUUGUUUUCUGUAGUUUUACUAAAUGUUCUAGAUGUAUUGAUAAUUACGGGAGCUUUGUGUGUUGGACGAUUACUCUGUGAUUUACUUUAUAGAAAAGAGAGUAUUUUUUUUGUCUCUGAUUUUACUGUAGCACAUUUGGAUCACUGUUUAGCGGGGAAGGUAACAUUUGUGUAUAAAAUGCCAAAUGUAUUUGUUUUCCUUAAAGACUACUGAUUGGGGCCUUUUAUAGUUGCAUUCUGUAGCUUUUAACAUUAAUUUUCUGCCACGUGCUCAAUUAUUUAAUUUUUUUUGAUUGACAAUGUUUUGUCUAUUUAAAAUAAAGGGACACAUCAGUGUAUUCCUAAGAGGUUGGUGAGCUGUCUCUGACCUUGUGGAGGUAUUUUUCCAUCAGGUUUAGCACCAACUGUCAGGAUUUAUGUUCUUACGUUUCACGUCUGAUUUUUAUAUUUUCCCCGUCAGUAAAUAAAAAUAAUAAUUUUAUACUCA